Vicia villosa (hairy vetch) is the source of this 1798-nucleotide messenger RNA. Its product is annotated as 3-ketoacyl-CoA synthase 19-like. The transcript has a single exon. Lineage: Eukaryota; Viridiplantae; Streptophyta; Magnoliopsida; Fabales; Fabaceae. Gene Ontology annotation, biological process: fatty acid biosynthetic process. The record is from RefSeq and is a predicted model, not a curated record. The coding region runs from base 97 to 1530 and encodes 477 amino acids. Gene Ontology annotation, cellular component: membrane. Gene Ontology annotation, molecular function: acyltransferase activity, transferring groups other than amino-acyl groups.
UACAAAAUGAGUGUGUAACCAACUAACCAUGCAUAGAGAGAAACACUUGCACUUGAACCAGAUCACAAAUAUUCUCCUCAAAAUAAUUUUCAAGUCAUGGAAUAUCUCUUGAAGAUUUCAUGCCUUUUUUCUUUACUCUAUUCCAUUUCAAAACUUUUCAAGUUGAUCCUUAAACGUAGAAACCAAUCAUGUUACAUGUUAGCCUAUGAGUGUUUCAAACCAAAAGAAGAAACAAAACUCGACACAGAUACAUGUGUAAGAAUAAUCCUAAGAAACAGAAACCUUGGUUUAGAGGAAUUCAGGUUUCUCUUAAAAGCCAUGGUUAGUUCCGGAAUCGGCGAAAACACUCACUGUCCAAAAAUAGUUCUUGAAAGAAGAGAAACAUGUCCAACUCUCAAAGAAACAUAUGAAGAAAUAGAUGAAAUCAUGUUCGAUACACUCGACAACCUUUUCAAAAAAACAUGUUUCUCUCCUUCGGAAAUCGAUAUUCUUGUUGUCAAUCUCUCAUUGUUUUCACCAAUACCUUCACUCACAUCAAGAAUAAUAAACAGAUACAAAAUGAGAGAAGAUGUAAAAGUGUUCAAUCUUGCAGGAAUGGGGUGUAGUGCAAGUGUUGUAGCUAUUGAUCUUGUGCAACAGCUUUUCAAAACACAUGAAAACUCCUUAGGAAUUGUUGUUAGCACAGAAGAUCUUGGUUCUCAUUGGUACCUUGGAAAAGACAAAAACAUGAUGUUAUCUAACUGUCUUUUUCGUUCAGGUGGUUGUUCGAUGUUACUCACAAACAAAACGGAGCUGAAAAACAAAGCUAUCUUGAAACUGAAACACAUGGAGAGAACACUGAAUGGCGCUGACGAUGAAGCUUACAAUUGUUGCAUACAAGUGGAAGAUGAAGAAGGUUUUGCAGGUUUUCGACUAACCAAAAGUCUCGUAAAAUCUGCAGCAAAAGCAUUGACAGUAAACUUGCAGAGUGUGGUUCCGAAGAUUCUCCCAGUUUGGGAACUGGUACGGUUUUUUACAGUUUUGCUAUGCAACUGUAUUAAGAAAAUUCGGUUAAAAAAUAUUUUUUCGGUAUUUUUUAGCCGUAGUAAUGUGUUUGAAGGAGGAGGAAUAAAUUUGAAAGCUGGAAUAGAGCAUUUUUCUAUUCAUCCUGGUGGAAAAGCAGUUAUUGAUGGAGUUGGUAAGGGUUUAAGAUUGAAUGAAUAUGAUCUUGAACCAUCUAGAAUGGCACUUCAUCGUUGGGGAAAUACUUCAUCUAGUGGAAUAUGGUAUGCUUUAGGUUAUAUGGAAGCAAAAAAGAGACUGAAAAAAGGUGAUAGAGUUUUGAUGAUUAGUCUUGGAGCUGGUUUGAAGUGUAAUACUUGUGUAUGGGAAGUGAUGAGAGAUUUAUGUGAUACAAAUGUUUGGAAAGAUUGUAUUGAAAGUUAUCCUCCAGCAUCAGUGAGUAAUCCAUUUAAGGAGAAGUAUGAUUGGAUUCAUGAUGAUUGUCUUGGGUUUGGGAGGUAUGAUUAUAGCAGAUUGAAGCUUGAUUAGAAAAUGAAAUCACCAUCCAGAAAGAUUAUUAUGAUAUUGUGUUAGUUAAUUAGAACCAUGUUUGUUGUGCUAUUGAUUAUUAAUAAGUUUAAUACUAUCAUAUUGGUGUAUAAUGAUUAAACAUAUAAAUUUAUGUACAAUUGUGUGAGUUUAAUGACCUUGUUUUAUUUACUGUAUAGUACAAAUAGUAUUGGUUAGUACUUUUGUUGUGAGCCCAUUUGGUCUAUGAGUCCUCUUGUUUUGUUGUUAUGUUUGUUUGAGCAUAAAU